Messenger RNA from Paramisgurnus dabryanus, 963 nucleotides. The record is from RefSeq and is a predicted model, not a curated record. Lineage: Eukaryota; Metazoa; Chordata; Actinopteri; Cypriniformes; Cobitidae.
AUGGUCGCUGGGGUAGUGACUGUAGUGGCUGCAGCUGGGCAGACGGCUGUAAUGGCUGCGCAGACGGCUGCUGUUGCUCAGACUGCAGGAGCUGUGGCAGCGCGGAUGGCUGCAGGAGCUGUGGCUGUGGCAGCGCGGACGGCUGCAGGAGCUGUGGCUGUGGCAGCGCGGACGGCUGCAGGAGCUGUGGCUGUGGCAGCGCGGACGGCUGCAGGAGCUGUGGCUGUGGCAGCGCGGACGGCUGCAGGAGCGGUGGCUGUGGCAGCGCGGACGGCUGCAGGAGCGGUGGCUGUGGCAGCGCGGACGGCUGCAGGAGCGGUGGCUGUGGCAGCGCGGACGGCUUCAGGAGCGGUGGCUGUGGCAGCGCGGACGGCUGCAGGAGCGGUGGCUGUGGCAGCGCGGACGGCUGCAGGAGCGGUGGCUGUGGCAGCGCGGACGGCUGCAGGAGCUGUGGCUGUGGCAGCGCGGACGGCUGCAGGAGCUGUGGCUGUGGCAGCGCGGACGGCUGCAGGAGCUGUGGCAGCGCGGACGGCUGCAGGAGCUGUGGCAGCGCGGACGGCUGCAGGAGCUGUGGCUGUGGCAGCGCGGACGGCUGCAGGAGCUGUGGCUGUGGCAGCGCGGACGGCUGCAGGAGCUGUGGCUGUGGCAGCGCGGACGGCUGCAGGAGCUGUGGCUGUGGCAGCGCGGACGGCUGCAGGAGCUGUGGCUGUGGCAGCGCGGACGGCUGCAGGAGCUGUGGCUGUGGCAGCGCGGACGGCUGCAGGAGCUGUGGCUGUGGCAGCGCGGACGGCUGCAGGAGCUGUGGCUGUGGCUGGGCAGACUGCAGGAGCUGUGGCUGUGGCUGGGCAGACUGCAGGAGCUGUGGCUGUGGCUGGACUGCAGGAGCUGUGGCUGGGCAGACUGCAGGAGCUGUGGCUGUGGCUGGGCAGACUGCACUUGCAGGAGGUAGACUUUCAAAAGUAG